Messenger RNA from Humulus lupulus (European hop), 1600 nucleotides. RefSeq lists its product as uncharacterized. The coding region runs from base 305 to 1378 and encodes 357 amino acids. Gene Ontology annotation, molecular function: flavin adenine dinucleotide binding; electron-transferring-flavoprotein dehydrogenase activity. The transcript has 4 exons. NCBI's taxonomy places the organism in Eukaryota, Viridiplantae, Streptophyta, Magnoliopsida, Rosales, Cannabaceae. The record is from RefSeq and is a predicted model, not a curated record. Gene Ontology annotation, cellular component: cytoplasm.
AUUUAGUAAUUUUCAUCAGUUUGGUCCUUAUGUAUUGUAGUCUGAAACCCAUAUUCGAGACGCAGGAAUCAAAAUUUGACCCAAAGUUGAAAGCUGGCGGAAACCAUGAUUUCAAAACCAAAUAAUGUAUUUCCUUAUUUUAAUAUUGUAAAUUACUUUCUGCCUAAGCAAUGAUCUUGUCAAGAUUUUGUAUAAAUAAUCCAAAAAUGCAUUUAUAGAGGAAAAACCCCACAAUUUAGAGAAUACGAUUCGUACAGCUUCACCAUAUCUUUUUUGGGAUCGAUUUUGGAACACAGAGGCUUCAAUGGAAAGUUCUGGUGCAGAGAAGAAGAGGGUGGUAAUCGUAGGAGGCGGUGUGGCUGGUUCUUUUCUAGCUCACUCUAUUCAGUUUUUUGCCCAUGUUGUCCUCAUCGAUCAGAAGGAGUAUUUCGAGAUUACAUGGGGGAUGUUGAGGGCAAUGGUGGAGCCACCAUUUGCUGAAAGAAUAGUGAUUAAUCACUCUGAUUAUCUUAGCAAUGUGGACAUUGUUGCAUCUGCUGCAGCUAAUGUCACAGAUAGGAAAGUUUUCACUGCAGAUGGAAGAUCAUUUGCAUACGAUUAUCUUGUUAUUGCCACCGGUCACAAGGAUUCUUUUCCUGAGACUAGAGCUGAGAGGCUUAAUCAUUUUGAAGCAGAAUUUGAAAAGAUCAAGUCCGCCAGUUCGAUUUUGAUUGUGGGUGGAGGUCCCACUGGUGUGGAGCUUGCUGGUGAAAUUGCUUCUGAUUUUCCAGAAAAGAAGGUGACACUGGUGCACCGUGGGUCAAGAUUGCUAGAAUUUGUUAGUUCUAAGGCUUCCAAGAAGGCAUUUGAUUGGUUGAUAUCAAAAAGAGUUGAAGUGCUUUUAGAACAAUCAGUUAAUCUGGAUGGUAUAACUGAUGGUGUUUACCAAACGUCCAAGGGAGAAACUAUAAAAGCGGAUUGCCAUUUCUUGUGUACGGGUAAACCAGUGGGGUCAUCUUGGCUUACUGAGACUGUUCUGAAAGAUAGUUUGGAUACACAUGGAAGAUUGAUGGUUGAUGAGAACCUGAGGGUCAAGGGUCAUAAAAAUGUCUUCGGUAUUGGAGACAUCACAGAUAUCAAGGAGAUGAAACAAGGUUAUAUAGCAGAGAAACACGCAGAGGUGACUGCCAAGAAUUUGAAGGUGUUGUUAAAUGGAGGAAAUGAGAGCAAGAUGGUAAAAUACAAGGGCUCAUUCCAAGCUGCACUUGUUUCACUUGGGAGGAAAGAAGGUGUGGCUGAAUUACCAUUUGUUACUAUCAGUGGAUGCAUUCCUGGAAAGAUCAAGUCUGGAGACCUGUUUGUGGGAAAGACAAGGAAACAGCUUGGACUGAAUCCAUAAUCCUUAGCAUUCUUGAAGAUGAAACUGCAUUGUGAAUGUAAUUACUUUUUAUUUCUCCUUGAAUUCUUUUAUUUCUAUUUGUAGCCAAUGUCAAAAAAACUACUGUAGAGGAUUUGGUCUCCUUUUCAUUUUCAGAGGCAAUUUGGCUUGUAAUUUAUUUUACUGUUGUACAGGGGUUGCUUGGUUUGAAUGGAAUGGAGUUAAUCUAAACUUAUAAAUAAA